This is a messenger RNA of Boleophthalmus pectinirostris (great blue-spotted mudskipper), 3812 nucleotides long. RefSeq names its product insulin-like growth factor binding protein 6b (gene igfbp6b). The record is from RefSeq and is a predicted model, not a curated record. Gene Ontology annotation, cellular component: extracellular region. Lineage: Eukaryota; Metazoa; Chordata; Actinopteri; Gobiiformes; Gobiidae. Gene Ontology annotation, biological process: regulation of insulin-like growth factor receptor signaling pathway. Gene Ontology annotation, molecular function: insulin-like growth factor I binding; insulin-like growth factor II binding; fibronectin binding. Bases 400 to 1002 code for a protein of 200 amino acids. The transcript has 4 exons.
CUCUUUCUCUCUCUCUCCACCUCCCUCUCUCUCCCUCCCUCUCUCAUUCACAUCUUAAAAGCUGGUGCGUGCUGUCUCUCCCUCCCUCUCUCUCCUCCUUGUCUUCCUCUCUCUCUCCUUUCCCCUCCCUCUCCUCCCUCUGCUUUCUCUCCUCCCUCUCUUCUCUCCUCUCAUUCACAUCUUUAAAAGCUGGCGCGUGCUGUCUCUCUCUCCAUCUCUUGUCUGCUGUGGCUCUGCAGGACACUAAACCAGAGAAGCAGUGCAGAGGCAGAGGAGCCCAGGGGAACACAGAGGAGCCCAGAGGAACACAGAGGAGCCCAGAGAAGCCCAGAGGAGACACACAGACCCUCUUAAUCACAAAUAUCUCCAGCUGAGUGCCAGUGCCAGACCAGGUGGAGGAUGCCUCUCUCCCACAUCUCUGCUGCUGUGCUGCUGCUGAUCGCUCACUGCGGAGCCUGGACGGGGGCCAGUCGUCUGGGCCCCUUUAAGCUGUGCCCCUCCUGCAGGGACCCCCUGAGCUCUGGGCGUCCCACCCGUGAGCACCAGUCUGCGGGCAGCACCACGGCUCUGGCCCUUGGGGAGCCCUGUGGAGUCUACACUUUGAGCUGUGCCAGGGGUCUGCGCUGUGUGCCCCCUCCCAGAGACCACAGCCCUCUGCAGGCUCUGCUCCAGGGACGAGGAGUCUGCGCCAAGGGCAGCCGGACCGCACCCACCGACAAACCCAACCCUGCAGGCCCUCACCCUUCACACGGAGGAGAUCUGGACAAAGCUCCGUGUCGCCGGCUCCUGAACAGCGUCCUGAGGGGUCUGGAGCUCACACUGUUCCAGUCAGACAGAGACAUCUACAUCCCCAACUGUGACACGCGCGGGUUCUAUCGCAGGAAACAGUGCCGCUCGUCUAAGGGCAUGCAGCGUGGCCACUGCUGGUGCGUGGAUGAGCUGGGCACGCCACUGCCCUCACGUGCUCCUGAAGAGGGUGCGCUAUCGUGUGACGCAGAGUGAACCCAGAGCUCCAGAGCCAAGACAGAGGAGAGGAAGAGGAGAAGCCUGGACCAGGGACCAGAGACCAGAACCAGCACCACUAAAGAACUAUCAGACUCCAUCCUUUCUCCCUGUAGAGUCCAGAGGGGGCAGGGGACAGUGCUGAUCAGGCAGGUUUGAGGUGUGGCUGGAAAUAUUGUCUACAGUAAGAAAACUGAAAAGGAAACAAACAUAUACCCCUGUUUGUUUCAUUUUCAGUUUACAGUAAUAUUCACUAUAACGAAACUAUAGUAAUUUAUUUAAUAUUUGACUUUUUGCUUCUCAUUAUAGUAACAUGUAUUACAUAAAUGAAUACUGUCCCCUGCCCUCUUCUGAGAGAGGUUCAUUCCACUGUCCGAACACGACCCCUGACCUCUUCCACAGUUGCACAGAUCUGCCUGAAUGUUCCACAGAUGCAGUAACAGCACCCCCUCCUGGUGACAUGCUGCUUGUUCACAUGAUUGCACUGCCUUGGUGAUACUUGGUGAUUUUUGGUGAUUCUUGGUGAUGUUUGGUGACGUUUGCCUGGCUCUGGUUCUUAGCUGACACUGCCCGCUCUUCUCAGUCGGCUGGUACUGUUAUUCAGGUGAAAACUUCCUCACCGCUCCCCUCUUCCUCUCUCCAAAGAUACACUGACUCAACUCAAACUCAUUUUUCAUUUGCUGUUUAUUUAUUUUUUAAGUACAGAUAUUAGGGCUGAAUGAUUGACUGAAAUGAAAAUUGUAAUAAGAGCAAACAUCAAAGAACAGAAAUGAUGGCUUUGCACUUUUCUGGUGUGUGGUCAGCCAUAUGAUUCAGUCAUUGCUUUGUCUAGAAUGUUUCACUGUGUCAGUCAAACUAACUUUUGUUCAGUCGACAAACUGAAUUUAUCCUUUGCUCUGGAUUCUACGUGGACGAUUGUUCACACGUUUCACUGUGUAGCAUUAUCUUACAGAAAAAAAACACACUCUCACUUAUAAUUUACGUCAAUAGAGUUUGAAAAAAUCUGUGUUAAAUCAGUGCCUAAACCCUUUCAGUCUGGAAUAACUGACUGACUCAAUAACUAACUAACUAAUAUGUAUUAUUUAUUUAAUUGUUUGUCUUCUUGGCUAUACCAAAUGACUGAAGAAACACUGAAUAAUAUGCAUACUUACUGUGAGUGGGCUCGCCUUUCCACAGAUUUGACCUGUAACUUAACUUGAUGGCGUGGAAAAUUCCUGGCAAAGCAAUAACAUCUCCAUAGAGACAGCCAGCUACAUAGUACACCUUUAAGCUAUAAAUGUUGGCCUAUACUUUAAUUUUUUUUUAAACAUAAAAUAUUUAGGUUUGGAGGGGGUCCAACGCUAUUCCUCACUUAUCUUAUGCAUUCAGAGUAGGGCUAGACCGAUAUAUCGGGCUGAUAUUUGCACUUACACUUAAGCAUAUCGCAUAUCAGCCUUAAAUCCGCUGCCUAAAUAUGCAUAAAUACUAUAUGUGUAAAGCUGAAUUUGUACAUUUUAGUCCAAAUACGGUACUGCUAAACAGCUCUCUUUAUCCAAUUUGUAGUAAAACAAAGUUGUGAAUGAAUUUGUACUAAACUCAAAUGACAUAAAUAUCAACAGAGCUUAGUGGUCAUUGGCUUCUCUGGAUUCUAAACAAUUUUCAUCAAAAAAUAAAUAAAAAAAAUAAAAACAUGUUGAACAAUUCACAGCAUGACGAGUACCACCAUGAAUCCAUAAACGCUUUUCACAACUUUUAGGGGCCAGAGCACCAUGCUACUUGUGCAAUUCCUGAUUUUCAGACAAUAAAACACUUUUACUUUACACAGCACACCGUGGACUUAUUUUGACCUCAAGAGCUGCUUUUACAUACAUCUGUUGUAGGACACAUUUUGCUCAAAUACAUGGGAAGAAAUUGGGUACAGGUCCUUUAAGAUCUGGAUGUAUUAGAGUCAUUCAGCCCUAAUAGUUAUUUCCAUUAAUGAUUUUGUCCCUGGGUAUCUUAAGUUUAACAUGUUUAAUUAACACAUUCUCAUUUUGUGCUAUAUUUCUAUAAAUGUAAUGUCUAUUUGUACAUACGUUUGGAUUCUGUGUUUUCACGUGAUGUAAAGAGGCAAAGAAAACGCUUACGGCUGUUACUGUUUUCAAAAAGUUGUAAGGCAUAUUUUUAUACAUAUAUAAUAUUUUAUAUAUGAAAUGUUGAUUUAUUUAAAAAGCUACGAUACAGUGCCAUGUAUUUUUAUAUUGUCAAUAGUUAUUUUUGUGUUAUUUUAUUUCAUAUUAAAGGUGCACUGCGGAACUUUUCUGAUGGGAUGUCUCCUACCUACUUGUUUCAAUGGAGGAGUUAUUGCUUUGCCUGGAAUGUUCCGCAGUAUGGCAUUAUGUCUUAUCUAUCUUAUAUUUAUUCAAUUACAACUGUUUUUUCUUGUAUAGACAUAAGUUUAAUGCCAUACUGCGCAGCAUUCUGGGUAAAAAAUAAAAUCUCCUUGGAGACAAGCAGGUGGCUGAAAAGUUGCAUAGUGCAGCUUUAAAUGUUUCAAGAGAAGUUUAUAACAAAAAUAUAUUCCUUGGUUAAAUCUAAGUACUGUACAUUAUAGCAUAGAUGUCCAGUAUUAGUUAUGUAAUGUUGACAUUGACACCUCAUGAUAAAUUAUAAUUUCAACAAAGAGAAUAUGAAUUGUUAUCGUUGUAUGUCUUUCCCAAAGUCAUUUAAUUGUAAGAAAGAAAAAAAAAGAUAAAAAAGUUAUUUGGAAACUUUGUGAGUGCCGUGAAAAAAGCACAAAAAGAACAGAUGUGUUAAAUGUUAAAAAUAAUAGUAACAAUAAUAACAAUAAA